Messenger RNA from Linnemannia hyalina, 537 nucleotides. The record is from the annotation of a GenBank genome assembly. Lineage: Eukaryota; Fungi; Mortierellomycota; Mortierellomycetes; Mortierellales; Mortierellaceae.
AUGUACUCCCAAUUCUUCUCUCGGUCCCUUGCCGCGAUUGUGCUCAGUCUUGGCCUCUUGGUACAAGGCAUUCAUGCCGACUCGCUCGAGUUUGCGUCCCCGAGUCCUAACACCAAAAUAGCCGCGGGCGAUACCGUUCCCGUCACCUACAAGGUUCACCACAACGGCAUGGCCAAGCUCCUGUGGGCCAAGGUGCAUUUCAUGACUGAGGAUGGAUAUGAUGCAGGAAUGGGAACAAUUGAUACCGCUUCCCGUAUCGAAUGGCAAGCCGACUUGAAGGCAGGCAACUCGAGCAAGUGUGAAGGGAUCUUGUCGGAGAUGGUGCCAGUCGAAAUUGUCAAGGCUGCCGCAGUUGAAGAACUGGAAGAAGAAGACACAGGCAAGGGGAAGAAGGGAUCACUCCUUGGACUCCAGCUCCGCAAGCGCAGUUUGUAUGCCGGACGUGAUCUCGGUGUGCGCAUUGGUGGCUCUGACUACCUGCUCGAGGAUGGCACCGCCGAUACAAAAAAGAUGCUCUACUUUUUCUCCCUCAUCUAA